This is a messenger RNA of Suillus fuscotomentosus, 1728 nucleotides long. RefSeq lists its product as uncharacterized. Bases 1 to 1728 code for a protein of 575 amino acids. Lineage: Eukaryota; Fungi; Basidiomycota; Agaricomycetes; Boletales; Suillaceae. The record is from RefSeq and is a predicted model, not a curated record. The transcript is spliced from 3 exons.
AUGCACCUCGACACAGAUCACGUUCCUUCACAGUCAACUCCAGCCGUUACCACCGAUAUUGAGCUCGCCCAGUGGUCCCUUAUCGGGAUUGUCACAACUUUGAGCAACAUCGAUGUUCAUGCGGAGAAACGAUGUCUCCUUUCCGCUUGGAACUGUAUUGCUCCCUGGCUCCUCUUCUUUCAUAACCAGUUCAUUAUGUGCGGGGCCAACUAUAGACCCAUCGACAGGACGCCUGCCAUCAAGCUUGUUGCCAGCAUGCUCUUUCACGGCUUGAUUGCUGGCCGCGACUCUGACGGGAACUCAAAACUCGCCACUACACCCAUCCUUUUCCGCCCGAUCGCAGAGUUGUGGAUGUUAGCGAUUGAAACAAAAGAUGAAGAUGUGUUGAACAUUCAAAUGCCAUUACAUGACCUCGGUCGCAUCACUUCUCUUCGACUUGUCACCAUCUUCUUGGUUGGCGAAUGCAUGCGCAGCGAAUCCUUUGUGAACACACUAGUGGAAGUGUCAGGUGGCAUUGGCCCCUUCACUUCUGCAGCUCUGAAGUAUGUCAAGGCCAUAGCAUCAGUGACCAAUUUGAAGGACCCUGAUAUAACCUCCGAGGCCGUCCGGAUCGAGUUGAUUCAAGUCGUAACAAUGUUUUCGACCUGUGUUGGAUUUAUCACAGGAACGAGCAUGCAAAGUGGUGCAAUACGGGAAGGAUUCAUCGUCCGACACUCCAUCAGACAUAUUUUCUCAACUCUCCGUAUUCUGCAGCCUCUUAUCCCUGGCAGAGGGAGCACCGAGAAAGCCCUCGCCUCGAGUUUCCAGUACCUCUUCUUUCUCCUUGAACGUGCCGACGUCCCUGUCUCAGUGUUCCACGAAGCUCUCCGCGCACGUGCCCUUGAAAUAGCGGUUCGUAUGGCUCCCUUCGAACCCGCGAAGAUGGAAGCGAAUCUUCAUAAUAUCAGCGCAGAUUUUUUCGAGAUAUUAUACCAUUAUCUUGUUCACGACAAAAUCUUGACCUACACCUGCAAACAUGUGAACACCUGGUCAAACACUCUCGGACCGAUCGCGAGACAAGACGAAAACCUCUGGAAGGAUUGGUCCGCAAUGGAGCGGACGAUACGAUCGUAUGUCAGUCUCAGGUCUAAGGAGGAAAUGAUAAGGCGGCCAUUGUCCAAUGAAAAGGGCUGGUUUCUAAAAUGUUAUUGUAGUGGCAUUACAAAAGACAUUCAGCUGAGGCAAUGCGCGGGAUGUCAAGUUGUGCGGUACUGCUCAAAGCAAUGCCAGCGUGAUUCAUGGUAUAGUCACCAUAGGUUGAGCUGCAAAUUUCUCAAGGCAGCUGUCGGCUCAUCGACACCGCACUACGUGAAGCGUAGUCUCCGCCUUCUAGCUGCCCUAGAAGACAGACAGAUGUCAUGCCAAGGGGACGACGACAUUCCGAAGUUAGUCGCCGCUGCGCAACAACAAUAUCCGACAGACCAGGAACGGCUGGUGGUCGAGCUCGGUGUAGAUAAGCUUGAUGUAUCAGUUCGGCCUCUUCGACACUAUCUCUUCCUGUUCAAUGGGCUCUCUGAAAACGACAUCGUGGAAAGCUUAUCGUCCUGGAACUUGAAAGAACCAAGGGUCCAUCGAUCAUUCUUGUGUUCGGUGAUUGCGAUAAACGAUCAAUAUUAUUCACGACAAAUCUUAUUCAGCCCACGUACUGCAUUAAACAUGGAGAUGAAGUUGGGCCGUAAGCGUCAGUAA